Molecule: messenger RNA, 678 nt
Organism: Psylliodes chrysocephalus
Lineage: Eukaryota; Metazoa; Arthropoda; Insecta; Coleoptera; Chrysomelidae
Source: the annotation of a GenBank genome assembly
AUGACAGAGAAGAAGAUACACAACCUUAAGGCUGCAGUAUUUUUUGAAAUUUUAAGGACAAAGGAGGAAGGAACACUGACAAUGUCUUUUGACUGCCAGAAAAAUAAGGCAGUACCUAAGAUGCCUGACUCCAGUGCAUAUUUUUCAUCACAGCCUAAUUUUUAUAACUUUGCUACUGUAGUAGGAACAGAUAAAUUGCAGAAACAAAACGUUCAUUGUUACUACUGGAACGAAUCGCAGCUUUCAAAAGGGAGUAAUGAAAUUACUGGUGCUAUUUACCACAGGUUGUACAAUACAGAUAUAGAAAACUUUUCUACCCUCCGACUCAUUGCUGAUGGCUUUGGUGGUCAAAAUAAAAACAACACACUCAUCACAAUGCUAAUGAAAUGGUUUUUCUCGAUUAACAAGCAUAUUCAAUCUGUAAAAAUAAUUUUUCCCAUAGUGGGACAUUCUUUCAUACCUCCCGAUAGAGUUUUUGCCCAGAUUGAAACUUAGCAGACCCUCAGACUGUUAGUUACUGUAUACGACUGUCGCGAAGAAUCCAAAAAGUAUCUGAAACCACCUGGAUCUUGACAUUUCCAGUUUAAUCCUUCAGAAAGAUUUUUAAUGAAGAAGACCAAAAAUGGUGUCAGUGUCCAAGAUAAAGUUAAUUAUAAAAGUGAGUGUGGUAUUCCGCAG